Messenger RNA from Dacryopinax primogenitus, 429 nucleotides. RefSeq lists its product as uncharacterized. The record is from RefSeq and is a predicted model, not a curated record. Gene Ontology annotation, biological process: transmembrane transport. The transcript has a single exon. Gene Ontology annotation, molecular function: transmembrane transporter activity. Lineage: Eukaryota; Fungi; Basidiomycota; Dacrymycetes; Dacrymycetales; Dacrymycetaceae. The annotation marks the transcript as partial.
AUCUCCUCAUUUGGCACUUCAUCUCCACAAUGGAUUGGCUACCAAGUCGUCGCAGGGGUUGGCAUUGGGCUCGGUCUUCAGAUACCCAUCAGCGCCUCUCAGGCUAUGGUUGACGUGAAGGACGUUGCUCCUGUUACGGCUAUGGCCUUCUUCUUCCAGACGAUCGGAGGCGCGUUCUUCAUUUCUGCUGCUCAGGCUAUCUUCGCCAACCGUCUGCUUGCCGUUCUGCCCAGUUCAGCGCCGAGUAUUGAUCCGGCUUUGGUUCUCGCCAUAAGGGCAAGCGAGCUCAGAAACGUAUUCCCUCAAGAGGUACUACCAGGCAUCCUCAGGGUAUACAUGGAUGGUCUCAAAGCAGCGUUUGCCUUUGCUAUCCCCCUGUUGGGCCUCGCCGCCUUGCUCAGUAUUUUUGUCGAAUGGAAGAGUGUCAAG